AUGAAAAACGGACCAGUUGUCGCUGGGUUCACUGUGUAUGAAGAUUUCGGCUGGUACCGAAGCGGAAUUUAUAAGCACACAUGGGGUGAUGAAGCGGGUGGCCAUGCAGUGAAGGUUAUAGGAUGGGGAACGGAAAACGGAACAGCUUACUGGCUCGUUGCCAACUCGUGGCACAAUGAUUGGGGAGAGAAGGGUUACUUCCGUAUGAUUCGUGGAAUCAACGACUGUGGAUUCGAAGAGGAUAUGGUUGCUGGGUUAAUCCAGUAA
Molecule: messenger RNA, 267 nt
Organism: Ostertagia ostertagi
Lineage: Eukaryota; Metazoa; Nematoda; Chromadorea; Rhabditida; Trichostrongylidae
Source: the annotation of a GenBank genome assembly